Molecule: messenger RNA, 2835 nt
Organism: Ylistrum balloti
Lineage: Eukaryota; Metazoa; Mollusca; Bivalvia; Pectinida; Pectinidae
Product: protein-cysteine N-palmitoyltransferase HHAT-like
Exons: 11
Coding region: 351-1961 (536 amino acids)
Biological process (GO): protein palmitoylation
Cellular component (GO): endoplasmic reticulum
Molecular function (GO): palmitoyltransferase activity
Source: RefSeq, a predicted model, not a curated record
CGGUGUUAUAUUUCGCUAUUGGUAUGGGAGCUAUUUCAUAAGACAAGGCAUUCCUGUUCGCAAUAUUUUCAUCUGCAUGCUCGAUUUAACUGGUGUGUUACAACCGAACGACAUGACAUCGUGUAGAACCGAGGGGUGAAUCCCCACAUUGAGACCGUGGUCAAAUGGGCACAUGUGCAACUGUUCCACUGUGCAGGGUACAUGGAUCCAUGAUUUGAAGUGUAGGCAGUUGAUUCACAUAGUCUACGGUACGUGUAGCGGAAACAAACGUCAGUAAUUCAGCAUCAUGCUGUUGAAAUAAAAGCUGAACAACAAACACUUGAGAAGUCUUUAGCAAAUUGAACACCAGUAUGGGAAAGAAGAAGAAGGGGACCAAGGAACCAUGCAAAAUUGACUUUAGUGGAAUACCUGCUCUGCCAACAUGGGAGCUGAGCUUAUACCUAGUUGUACAUGUUGGUGUGGUGAUCUACAUUUGUGCUUGUGUGUACUGGGCAUCAGUAGAACAUGACGGGCUACUGAACAUGUUUGAUUUUGAGGAUGGAUGGAAAAUUAUUGGAAGAGAUAAGGACAUUUCAAAUUAUGAGUGGCAUUUUUUCUAUAGCUAUUUCUGGAGAGUUAGUCCUUGGUAUGUAGGACAUAUGGCCUUAGCAAAAAUCUGUGACUGGAACUUUCUACAUUACAAGAAGUUGGUGUUGACGGCGUUUUCCCUGGGAAGUCUGACAUUUCUGAUGGGAUGGCCGGUUAUCUCAUUGUUCCUAGGACACUGUGCAUUGCUGUAUCUCACUUCACUCCUCCAGUCCACUACAGCUGUGUGGACUGUCUCCAUCACGCUGCUCUCUACACUCAACUUUGAACCAUUUGUUUCUUGGAUGAAAGCAUUAAAUACUCAUGAUAUAGAUGGCUACAAGAUCUACCUAUUAAUGUUCACCCUGGCCCUGCUGCAGCUUAGAUACACCAGUUUCUGCCUUGAGAAGGUCAAAAGGUCAAAUACACAGACAGAUACCAAUAACACAGAUCUGAUUGGAGAACAUGAGAAAUCACACAUAACAUUAAGAUAUGGACCAGUAGAUAUGGUGUUUUAUGUAUUCUACUUUCCACUGUUUUUCACAGGACCAAUCAUGUCUUAUGGUGUGUUCUCCUCUCAGAUAUGCCAACAGAGGAAGUCAUGGACUUGGACAAGGGUUACCUCCCUUUGUACAGACUUCUUUCGUCUAUUAUUUUGGGCCUUCAUCAAUGAAUUAUGCCUUCAUUACUUCUACUUCAAUGCUCUACAGCACAACUCAACUAUAAUGCAAGAGAUCAAUUUAUGGACAAUGGCUGGUAUUGGAUAUUGUAGCGGUCAAUUCUUCAUGACAAAGUACACUGUUAUGUUUGGACUUCCCUCCAUUGUGGCCAAAACUGACGACCUUGAACCACCUAAGGGUCCAAAAUGUAUUUCCUAUAUAUACCUGUAUACUGAUAUGUGGAAGUAUUUUGACCGUGGCAUGUAUGAUUUCAUGAAAAGAUAUAUCUACGUGCCGCUAGGGGGCUCUCGAGGGGGAAUGGUGCGACAGUUUGCUGGGUCUAUAUUGUGUUUUACUUUUGUGUACUACUGGCAUGGGUCAGAGUACUAUGCAUUUCUGUGGACUGUGUUCAACUUCAUAGGAGUCACCAUAGAGGCUCUAGGAGGAAAAUUCAUACGAUUGUCUAUGGUCAAGGACAUUCAGACGAGAUACCUUACCCCUGGAGGAGUGAGACGAGUCCAGGCCCUUGCUAUUGUUCCUCUGUACGUCAUGUCAGCCUUCACUGCCUUCUGCUUCUUCGGUGGUAGCCUGGUGGGAUACACAUUUUACCAAAGAUUCAUUUAUAAUGGAGGACCAGAGAACUGGGCGACAGUGUUCGGGAUUCUUUACUGCUGCAUACAGGUUGGGAUGGAGGUCAAGAGACAGGAACAAAGAUGUCAACAUACCAAGCAGGACUGAAGAUGAUAUAAUACACUUCACACUGUCACAUCCUCAUGCUACAUCUGCAUUGAGAGAAACUUUUCAUUUUCUGUUCUGAUGUAUACUGCAAAAGCAGUGUCAUAAGUCUUCAAAGAUAUUGGUCAUGUUACCCUGAAUUUCUAAUAUAUUUUCUGUUACUAUAGCAUGUUUGUAUCAUGUGAUUACAUUUAAUAGUACAUUUCUGUAUCAUAUGAUCACAGAUAAUGUCACAUGCAAGUACCUAGUAACAUAUGAUUAUAGUUACUGUGGCAUAUCAGUAUUGUGUGUUAAUACUUAAUGUUACAUGUUUGUACGGUGUGAUCACACUUAAUGUUACAUGUUUGUAUGGUGUGAUCACACUUAAUGUUACAUGUUUGUACGAUGUGAUCACACUUAAUGUUACAUGUCUGUACGGUGUGAUCACACUUAAUGUUACAUGUCUGUACGGUGUGAUCACACUUAAUGUUACAUGUCUGUACGGUGUAAUCACACUUCUUGUUACAUGUCUGUACGGUGUGAUCACACUUAAUGUUACAUGUUUGUACUGUAUGAUAACACUUAUUGUUACAUGUCUGUACUGUGUGAUCACACUUAAUGUUACAUGUCUGUACGGUGUGAUCACCCUUAAUGUUACAUGUCUGUACUGUGUGAUCACACUUAAUGUUACAUGUCUGUACGGUGUGAUCACACUUCGUGUUACAUGUCUGUACUGUGUGAUCACACUUAAUGUUACAUGUCUGUACGGUGUGAUCACACUUCGUGUUACAUGUCUGUACUGUGUGAUCACACUUAAUGUUACAUGUUUGUACUGUAUGAUAACACUUAUUGUUACAUGUCUGUACGGUGUGAUCACACUUAAUGUUACAUGUUUGUA